Messenger RNA from Kockovaella imperatae, 1121 nucleotides. RefSeq lists its product as hypothetical. NCBI's taxonomy places the organism in Eukaryota, Fungi, Basidiomycota, Tremellomycetes, Tremellales, Cuniculitremaceae. The transcript is spliced from 7 exons. The record is from RefSeq and is a predicted model, not a curated record. The coding region runs from base 142 to 945 and encodes 267 amino acids.
AAAUCCUUUCUUCUCUACUACUAUACGACAUUACAUCCGUUGUCUGCCCCGACGUCUUGAGCACCGUGACGGCGACGACUUCCUUGCUCCUACUAUCUCAUCCUCACACCUCCAUAGUCUUGCAUCCAGGUUACCUUCAUCAUGUCAGUCACAGACGGACUUUUGAUCAAGAUCGCAAACAUCGUGGUCUUUGUCGUCUCACUCGGAUCCAAUGUAUACAGCGUUGCAGGCCCCGAGGACAUGUAUGGAUCGUCCAAGACGACCUACAUCACGCCUUCAUACUAUGCAUUCUACGUUUGGUCUCUGAUCCACCUCUUGCUGCUUGGAACCAUGUUCUUCCAAUUUACAGCUCGAGGUAAAGAGAUCGUCGUUGAUUCUAUCGGAUGGCGAUUCGCACUCCUCGGCGUCUUCAAUGCCGUCUACGUCUUCUUCUGGUCCCGACACUGGUACAUUCUCGCCUUUAUCCUCAGUCUCCUUGUCUCGGCCACCGUCAGUCAAAUCUACUACGUUGUCAAGAAGAACCAUUUCAACCGAGAAGGAUGGGCUGAGGAGGUCUUUGUACACUUGCCAUUUUCCCUAUUCCACGGAUGGACCAUCGUCCUCGUCGUCCUCUCUGGAUUUGAAGCCUUUGGCGUCGACUCACACACCCACAAGGCGGGUAUCUGGACAAAGAUCUUUGUCUUCCUCGCUUUCGUCUUCCUCGAGACCACUGCCGCCGCAUACGCAUUCGCAAGCGCAGAAGGAGACGCAGCAGGCGCGGCCGCCAUCACCUGGGCACUCUUCGCCAUUUUCAUUCACCAACGAAACACUUUCAUCCACUGGUCCGCCCUCGUCUUCUUCAUCUUGUCGCUCUUCGCCAUUUUGAAAUCCCUCUACUCUGCCGUCAAGGGCGGACGAAACAUCCUUCAUGACGAAGAGCGAGCGCCUCUCGUCGGUUCGUCGUAAGGAUUACGAGGAUUCAGGACCGAUUGGACCAUGACCGCCUUCUGAUUCCGUCACGAACCUAAUCUUUACGAGCCCCACAAGCUAUCCUGUGAGAUUUGAGUAACCCAUGAUCGAUCACACGAAAGACCGAAUGACUGAGACCAAGAAAUCUGUGUACAUGCAUCUGAUUGCGGACC